AUGUUAUAUGAUAUCAAUUUUGACCAUUUCCAAAUCCUGAGGGCAAUAGGAAAAGGGAGCUUUGGAAAAGUCUGUAUCGUGCAGAAGAAAGACACUAAGAAGAUGUACGCCAUGAAGUACAUGAACAAGCUUAAGUGCGUGGAACGCAACGAAGUGAGGAAUGUCCUGAAAGAGCUGCAAAUCAUGCAGAACCUCGAGCAUCCUUUCCUGGUGAAUUUCUGGUAUUCCUUUCAAGAUGAAGAAGACAUGUUUAUGGUGGUGGACUUGCUCCUGGGUGGAGACCUGCGCUACCACCUCCAGCAGAAUGUUCACUUUUCGGAGAGCACAGUGAAGCUGUACAUCUGUGAAUUAGCCCUGGCUCUGGGAUACCUCUGCAGCAAGCACAUCAUCCACAGAGACAUCAAGCCUGACAACAUACUGCUGGAUGAGCAUGGACAUGUCCAUCUAACAGACUUCAACAUUGCAGCUAUUGUAAAAGAAGACCUGAAGGCAACAUCCAUCGCUGGCACCAAACCAUAUAUGGGUCCCGAGGUUUACUACACAUUUAUGCAAAAAGGUACAACUUAUACAUUCCAAGUGGAUCACUGGUGUCAGACUUUUGGGGUCAUGCGCGAAGAAGAAAUUAGAGAAUGGAGACCAUAUGUGAUGAGAUCUAACACGCCCUCUAAUGAGAUUCUUCAGAUGUUCCACAAAGUUCAUCCCACUUAUCCAGCAGCCUGGUCUUUGGAAAUGAAGUCUCUUCUCAGAAAGCUGCUGUGCAUAGAUGUCCAGAAGCGCAUCUCUUGUCUUGCAGAGCUCCAGGAUCUGGACUACAUGUCAGACGUAAACUGGGACGCGGUUCUUAGCAAACAGCUUUCUCCAGGCUUUAUUCCAAAUAGACGGAGACUAAACUGUGACCCCACGUUUGAACUGGAGGAAAUGAUCCUGGAGUCCAAACCUCUACACAAGAAGAAAAAAAGACUUGCUAGGAAGACCAGAGAACAAGGAUCUGAUGGAUCUCCACAGAAUGGACAGUUGCAGCAGCGUUUGGACAGUGUCCAGAGGGACUUCAUUGUCUUCAACAGAGAAAAGUCAAAUAAAACUGUAAUGGAUUCUUGUGAGCUAUCCACAAGCAAGACGAACAAGGCGAUAGAAGAUGGACAGAACAACAAUGUCGAGCCAGUCGCUUAUUUAUCAGGAUAGGCCUCAUUCCCGCCUCAUUACCCGCACCUGCCUACAGCUUACAGAGUGGCAAAUUAACACGGAGAAACUAAAUGUUCAAUAACACAUCCGCCAUGACUGGUUUUCUACGUUCUUGCACUCCUAAAGUCGUCUGCACAUACACAGAAACAGCACUGUAUGCACCUGUUUAUCAGCACUCGCUCAAAAACUAAGAAAAGAAUAAAGAAAAGAAAAGCUGCAAGAUGUUCAGAGUGCUGGAGUGAAAUGGACUCCCGGUGCAGCAGCCA
This is a messenger RNA of Nematolebias whitei (Rio pearlfish), 1448 nucleotides long. It is a transcript of the gene stk32a, whose product is annotated as serine/threonine kinase 32A. Bases 1 to 1182 code for a protein of 393 amino acids. The transcript is spliced from 16 exons. NCBI's taxonomy places the organism in Eukaryota, Metazoa, Chordata, Actinopteri, Cyprinodontiformes, Rivulidae. Gene Ontology annotation, biological process: regulation of signal transduction; G protein-coupled receptor signaling pathway; protein phosphorylation. Gene Ontology annotation, molecular function: G protein-coupled receptor binding; G protein-coupled receptor kinase activity; ATP binding. The record is from RefSeq and is a predicted model, not a curated record.